CUCAUGAAAAGAAAACCAAAUAUCAAUGUGACACAAUACUAAACUAGUAAACUUACAACAAUAUCACAUUCUUUUUAGCGUCUAUAGAACAAAAAUAUGACCGGGGUGUACCGGGAUGAAAAUAAACAAAUUGGCUGUAUGUCCGGUCUACUUCAAAUCUUUGAUCGUCAGCAAAUGUUGGCCGGAAAACAUGUCCACUCUAGCAAACGCCUUCCUCCUCCUACUGGUGUCGGUGAGUCGAGUUCAGAGUCGCAAACAGACAGUAGUCAAUCAUCUCCGUCGACAAAUGCGAAUAGCCGCCGUCCGACAUCGAAGUCUCCGGUGUUUGAGUUAAAACCCGGAGCACAAAAAUUCGCUAGGCAUUCUCUUGAUAGCAAAACAACAAGUGAUUCAAAUGGAAGCAUUUUUCAGAAAAAUAUUUGUUCAGAAAGUGUUAAUAGUACUAAUACAUUUAUUGACGACGGAGAUGACAAAGAACGACUGCGAGCCCCAAGUGUCAUUGCCAGACUCAUGGGGCUCGAGUCAUUGUCAUCUCCAGAUCAAAACAAAUUAGUGAAGCCUGAUCUACAAAGAUCAGCUUCCGAAUCUCGGGUUUCAAAGUACAUUGAUGACAACAAUUUUCAGCUGAAAAAACCGGGUACUAAUAAUCAGAUACAAAAACAAACCAUACAAAAUAUUGUAGCAAAUGAAGUGUCUAGUCGUGUACGGUCUAAUGUAGACACCUUGAAAAAGAAUUUGAAGACGGAAUGUUCUAAAACGCCUCCUUGGAGGUCGCCAAGAAGCUCAUUUGAUACAACCGAUUUCUUUCCAGCAACAAAUAUGGCAAUGCAGGUGGAUUUCGAGAAGGCGACAAGAAUGGAUGAACAUUCAAAUGAUUUAGGUACAUUGAAACAAAUACUUCAAGUCUUGCAACUCAAAGGUCUUUUGCAUAAUACACCUUUGAAAAAUGACACCCAACAUAAUAUCGUCUACGAUGAAUCGAGCAUUGUUGUCAUGAAACCGUGGCGAGUACAAUCUUCGAAAAUUGAUGCUAGUAAAAGAUAUGGAAAUGGAAGGGGUUCGGUGAUUAGAGGUAGUAGAUCAUCUUCUUUGCCUACUCGAAUCGAGAGUAACUUGAAGAGUUGUAAUUCGAUCGUGAAGCGAAAACCAUUAAGUAUCGAAAUCCAAAGAAGAACUAUUGAUUCACUAAAGUCGUCGCCGACUAAUUCUCCAAACGUUACACCUAAAAGACCGAAUAAAUCUCCAAGAAACCACAACUCGCCAAAACAAAUAUUGUCAACAAAAAACGUUGUUACAAAUGAUAAACCGAACAUCAAUAACACUACUCCACCUUCUGCUACAUUUAAGAGUCCGAAAUGGGAUGGAUGCAUACAAGGAAAAAGUUUGUUACAAAGAUGUGACAAACUGUUACACAACAUAGCCGAAAUGAACAAAAACAGCUUGACCGAGUCGUCACCACCGGUUUUGCCAAGUCCGGUGUCGGUUCUUGACUCGGGGUUUGAUAAGGACGAGUUAGCUUCGCCUUUACACAACAUUGAAUUCAAAGCAAUGUCAACUGACGAUUUUGAUGAGAGUUUGAGCCUUUCAAUAUCACCAACAAAAUUAACAGAACACGAAGAGUUCAUAUCAGAUGAUUCUGACUUCAUUUACAUUUCGGCGAUACUUGGAGCCUCAAAAAACCUUAAUGAAGAUUCAAGUAUCUUUUUCUUAAUCGAGAAACAACUCUAUAACACCUCAAGCACAUCAAAUGUGUCAAAACGCCAUAGAAAGCUCGUGUUUGACAUAAUUGUCGAAAUGCUUGAUAGAAAUAGCGAGUUGCCACCGUGGAAGGCAUCAAUGUCGUCAAUUAAGCAUAUUUGGUCUGAAUUUCUAAAGAUUCGAGAAACAAAUAUUAAGGCUAGUGAUGUGCUAGUAGAUUUGAUCAAUGGUGUUCUAAGAAGAGAUUUAAUCGAAAUCAGUGAAUGGGUUGAUCAUCCUAUUGAGACGUCGGAAGCAGUAUUAGAUGUCGAACGAAUGAUUUUCAAGGAUUUGGUUUGCGAAGCGAUUACAGAUGUUGAUGAGUUUUCAGGCAAAUGUAGGUUUUUGAGGUCACAAAGGAAGCUAGUUUUUUAGAAGUGAACGUUUUGGUUCGAUUUUAUGAUGUUUUUCACCCAUAUAUAUGAUAUAUAUAUAUGUAGUUUUAUUUUUCCAUUUUGUGCUCUAUUAACUUUUGUAGAUGAGUGUUAUAUUAUAGGUUAAUGUAUUGUAACCAUUUAAAUCA
Molecule: messenger RNA, 2260 nt
Organism: Erigeron canadensis
Lineage: Eukaryota; Viridiplantae; Streptophyta; Magnoliopsida; Asterales; Asteraceae
Exons: 4
Coding region: 97-2112 (671 amino acids)
Biological process (GO): regulation of monopolar cell growth
Source: RefSeq, a predicted model, not a curated record